AGUACAAUCAAACACAAUUACAAACUCCUCUUCUGUUCUCUCCUCCUUUUCAACACAAAAAUACUCAUAAUCUUUAGCCAAAUAUACACAGCAAGAAGCAUGAUCAAGCUGUUUGGUAUGACGAUUCGUUCCAUCCCUAAUGAGGAAGAUGAUAUUCAGCUUAGUUCUUCCACGACUACUGCAACUUCUGUCAAUACCAAGGAUCCAGCUCAAGUUAAUAAUGAAGAAUCCAUCAGCGUGGAUGAAGUAGUUGAGCAGGCCAAGGAGGAGCCUACAACACCGAAUUUCGAUGAAGAAAUUACUAUCCCUGAGGGGGAUGGUACCACAAGAUCAUCAGAAAGAAGUGAAGACCCUGAGAGAUCAACUGUUGACAAAGAAACCUCGGUGUUGAAUACUAAUGAGAAGGAAGAUCCUAGUGACACCAGUAAUUCUGAUGAAAAGUCUUUGGGAAAGCCUGACAAACUACUUCCAUGUCCACGGUGUUGUAGCAUGGACACAAAAUUUUGUUACUACAACAAUUAUAAUGUUAGCCAGCCACGCCAUUUCUGCAAAAAGUGUCAGAGAUACUGGACCGCUGGAGGAACAAUGAGAAGUGUGCCUGUGGGUUCUGGUCGUCGCAAAAGCAAAUGCUCCCCUGCAUCAAAAUAUCAUCAGAUGAUAAUUACAGAAGCCCUCCAAGCUGCACGAGUUGCUUCUGCAAAUGGGAUCUACCAACCGAAUGGAAGCUUACUAGCAUUUGGAUCGGAUUCAGCCCAGUGUGAAAAUACUUCUUCAGCACCGAUCCAUAAGAGAAAAUCAGAAAAUUGUGUUAGAAACAAUAGUUUUGAAGAGACUGAUGAUGGUAAUUCAAGUGGAUCUUCUAGCACUGUUUUAAAUCCAAAUGAAAAGGUAUUAUGUGUGAGACCGAAAUUGAAGAAUAAUCAGCAAUCUCCCUCGCAAUUGUCAUGCUUCCCUGUGCCUCCCUGGGCUAGUCCAUGGAACACUGCUGAGUGGAGGUCUGCAACGCAACAACCUGCUUUCUGCCCUCCAGGGUUUCCUACAUCAUUUUACCCAACACCGUCUUAUUGGGCUUGUACUGCUCCGAACCCUUGGAAUAUGCCAUGGUUAUCUCCACAAUGUUCUUCUGGCGAGCUCUCAAACCCUGAGAAAUUACCCCUAGAGGAUCAAGAUUUGAGGCGAGGGGUUUUGACUCCCAAGACUUUGAGGAUUCAUGAUCCAAUUGAAGCCGCUCAAAGUUCUAUAUGGUCAACACUAGGAAUCAAGAAUGAACACACAAAACAAGCAAAUGACGCAAGUCUUCAUGAGGCCUCUGCCGCAAAGGGAGUUCAGAGAUAUCAUAUGACCAAAGCAGCUAUGGUUUUGCAAGCAAACCCUGCAGCCUUGCAUCGGUCAUAUAACUUUCUCGAGACCGCCUAAGAGCUGAAACAGGGCUCAAACUAUACAACAUUGUCAUCAAUGUUGCUCUUUUUGCCUAGUAGAUAGAUGUUCAUGUUUGUCAGCAAGUUUGGAUACAUAUGGCUUUGUGUUAUAUACAGUUUAUAACCUAGAUAAGCGCAGAUGAUUUUGAAUAGA
This is a messenger RNA of Daucus carota subsp. sativus, 1572 nucleotides long. Its product is annotated as cyclic dof factor 1. Lineage: Eukaryota; Viridiplantae; Streptophyta; Magnoliopsida; Apiales; Apiaceae. The record is from RefSeq and is a predicted model, not a curated record. The transcript is spliced from 2 exons. Bases 100 to 1416 code for a protein of 438 amino acids. Gene Ontology annotation, biological process: regulation of DNA-templated transcription. Gene Ontology annotation, molecular function: DNA-binding transcription factor activity; DNA binding.